GGAGAGGACGGAAAUUAAAUAAAAGAGUAAUUUGUGAUAUACAAGAAAUUUUCGUAUAAAUAAUUAACUCGGAUAAUCUUUAUAAUCUUUCAAUGCUAUAAUUAAUCAAAGCAAUAACGUAUUGAAAUGCAAAAACUAAAAACUGAUAAUGGAUUGGAAUUUUCUUUUAGUUUUUAUGAGAAUUUUAUUGAUGUGUGUUGUUUGUAGUAAUUGGAUAUUAGAUUUCUUGCCUUAUAAGAUACGAAUUGUUUAUAAAAAAUUUAUCCAGCCGUCUAGGGAGUGACUCUUUUUCUUUUGUUUGUUUGUUUUAUUUGUUUUUUUUUAUAAUCUGACUGAACAAAUGAUUAAAAGGGCAGCUAUAAUUCAAGAAUUUGGUACUCUCUAUGUAAUUGUUCGACCAUGAAGCAAGAAACAAAGAUAGAAAAAUUUUCUAUGUCUGGAAAUAAAUCGCCACCUCAAAGACCCAAAAGAAAUAUUGCCCAGAAAAGCAUGGAUUACAAUAAUGGGUUGUUAUGGAGGGAGGAAAAGGACUUGAAGAAGGCACUGUAUGCAUCUCUUCAGGAAGGUAAGCGGAGGGCGAUGGAUGGAGAAGUGAAUGGUGAACAAAAGGAUGAUAUUAAGGAUGAUGGGAAAACGAGAAGAGGUUUAGCAGGUGGACAUUUGAAUUCUAAAAACAAUCAAGAAGCAAGUCCUAAAAGAGCACGUGUUCAUGCUCAAAGAAAAUUUGCACAAGGAUCUACUCCUAAUAGUCCUGCCCCAACACCAGUUAAAAUAUGUUCAGGAAACAGUAUUGCCACUGAUUUAUUACCAUGUCGUCGUCCAAAAACAGAAGAUUUCUUAACAUUUUUAUGUUUAAGAGGCACAUCAAUUUUACCUCCAUCACUAGAUUUUCUCAACAACUGUGCAAAAAGUGAUAGUAGUUCUGAUAGUAGAGAAGGUAGUCCUGAACCUGAAUUAUUUGAUAUGGCUUCAUACAAAGAAUAUGCUUCAAAAUCAGAACAUGAUAAAUUUUAUAAGCAUGAAAAUAUUUCUUCAUUAAGACAACCAACAAAUAAAUAUAAUCUUAACAGAAAAAGGAGUCAUUCUAAUAAAGAAGGUAUGGAGUCAGAAUCAGCUUCUGAAGAAAGUACAUAUAAUAUGCAAUGCCACCAAAAACGAAGUAGAAGUAAAGAGGUAUAUUCUGUUGAAACUACUGUACUUAAUUCAUUGGGCUUCAGUUUUCCAUUAUAUAAUUUUAAUUUCACUAAAGUUAUGCCAAUAAAAAAAUGUGGCUUUUUACAUACAUGUAUUCUGCUUUUAAUAUCCAGAUGCAUAAUAACUGUAGUUCUGUAUAAAUGUUUUUUUACAGGCACAUCAAUUUUACCUCCAUCACUAGAUUUUCUCAACAACUGUGCAAAAAGUGAUAGUAGUUCUGAUAGUAGAGAAGGUAGUCCUGAACCUGAAUUAUUUGAUAUGGCUUCAUACAAAGAAUAUGCUUCAAAAUCAGAACAUGAUAAAUUUUAUAAGCAUGAAAAUAUUUCUUCAUUAAGACAACCAACAAAUAAAUAUAAUCUUAACAGAAAAAGGAGUCAUUCUAAUAAAGAAGGUAUGGAGUCAGAAUCAGCUUCUGAAGAAAGUACAUAUAAUAUGCAAUGCCACCAAAAACGAAGUAGAAGUAAAGAGGUGCUUAAUAAUAGAAAAAGAAAAUUUUUGAGUGAUGACUCUGAAUUUCAAAAACAUAAGCAAACUGCACCUCCAGGACGAUUAAGAUUAUUACAACCCAAUAAUAACAUUAAUGGGAAAUCAAAACAGUUAGCAUCUGUAAGUGCUCUUAAAGAAAAAUAUAAACAACAGCGUCUUGCAAAACAAAGGACUAAAACAUUCCAUAAUCAGAAAGAAAAUUUAUCUCACAAUUCAAAACCUGCAAUUACUUUAAGAACUCAGAAUAUUAAUCAGAAUUCUAAUUCCUCAGUAAAAAGAACUGUUGAAAAUUUAAUUAAUGUCAGACAGACAAGAAGUGCAUGCUCUGCAAGCAAUAAAACUCCUGUAGAAAACAAAAGACUCUUAAGGUCAUCAAAAAUUCAUCAAGAAUUGUCUCUUCCUGUAACACGAACAGCCACACAACAAAAUUCUACCACACCAUGGUUAAGAAAAGCCAAACUUGUUCCUCCAAUUUUAGAUUUUGAUUCUGAUAGUGAUACUGAUUCUAAUAGUAGUAUUACAAUUAAAAAGGUACCACAAAAACAAAGAACUGAAAGAUCUAGAAUAAGUCUAAGGAAAGACAGUAAUAAUUCAUCUAAACAAAUAAAAAAUAUACAAGUAAAAAAUAAAACUAUGUCCCACAUGUCUAUCAGAAAAGCAGCAUUACUUAGUACUGCAGAACAUUCCUAUGUAAAACUGCCACCACCUGAAAAAAUUACACAAUCAAAAACUCAGUUAACUAAGAAGUAUAAAACUGUAGUAAAAAAGAAAUUUGUUCAACCUGUCAGGCAAGUUCAUGAUACCCUAGGAAGAACUAGAUCAUCUAAAUUAUGUAAAACACAAAUAUCAAAACCCAUGACACGCAGUGCUAGAUUAAAAGAAAUGAUUAUUAAUGAAGCUAAAUUGGAAAAGAAAAAUGAAAAGCGAAUGGACUGUAAAGUUUCAAAAUCUAAACUUGAAGGUAAAGUUAAUAUUGAUGCCAAAAAGGUUACAAGAGGAAGAAACAAGAAAAUUUUGAACCAAGAAAAAUUAAAUUUGAAAGAAUUAACUAAUGAAGGAAAGCUAACAGAUCAAGUAAAACAAAAAGUAUCUAUGUUAAAAAAUAAAGAAAUAAAUCAAAUAAUAGAAACUAAUAAAUUAAGAAAAUAUGAUGACAACUCAAAAUGCUUAAUUAAAGAAAAAGAAAAAAGUAAAUCUGAAAAGCAGAAUCAAGAGAAAGAAAAAUGUGAUAAAUUUAAUAACUUUAAUAAAUUAAAACAGUUUGAUUCAUCCAAAGAAAAAUCAAUGAAAAAAGAUGGUAAAUCAAGAGAUUUAGAAAGAAUUAGUUCAGAAGAUCAUAAAUAUACAUGUAAAAAUUCCUAUGGAAUUGUGGGUAAAAAAGAAAAGUUUAACAAGAAAGAUAAACAAAAUAAUUAUCCUAAUGAAGAUCAAAGUCAAUAUUCAAAAUCAGAUAAAGAUUACCAGUUAGCAUUAAGAAAGAAAAAGAAUAGCGGAGAACAGUAUGCAUUUAAUGAUUUUGAAAAAUUAAUGGAGGAUGAAGGAUUUAUUUCAAAAGAAAAUUUAGAAUUUAAUGAUUCAGCAAAUAAAUCAAAGAAAUUUAAUAAAUCAGGUUAUUUAUAUCAGAGAGAAUUAUCCUCAAAAAAGUCAAGCAAAAAAGUUCUAUCAAAACUUCUAAAUAAAUACUCAAAGAAUAAAGGUUUACAAAAAAAGACUCUUGAUCAGUUAGAAACAGAUGAAAUGUCGGAUGAAUAUAAUUUUAAAAAAUCUGAUAGUGAUAACAGUAGUGAAACAGUGAUAUCUGAUUCUAAAGAUAAAGCAUUGAAUGAUGAUAGUGACUCUUCAACCAAAGAACUCAAUCAAUCAGAAGAAGCAAUUGAAAAUUCUUCUUUAAAUAAUAGAUGUGAAACAAAUUCAACAGCAUUAACUUCUUCUGUUGGACAACCUACAACAGAGUGUCCAAAUGAUGAAACAGAAACAUCUUAUAUUAUUGAAGACAUGUCAGAUGGAGUAGCAACAUUUGAUGCUAUUUCUAAUGAAAUGGCUCAAACAUUACCAAGUGAUCUGGUUUUUGGAAGUGCCGAAGAAAUUCAGAGUUUGAUGACAAGUGAAUUUUCUGGUGUUUUUGAUGAAGCAUUUACAGCGGGUGCUAUUUUGUUGACAACGAGGGACACACUUGCCCAAGUUCCUUUACAUUUUAUUCAGGAAUUAACGCCAACUAAAACAAUGGCAGAUGCUGCAACAAAUACUUGUGAAGAAGAUCUUUUAGCUUGUAUGAAUGAAGGUCCUCUUAGAAGUGAAGAAACUUCAGUUGGAACACAAACAAUGACACCAGUAGGAUCUCCUUUACCAGUUACAACUGAUGCCAUAGUUCCUGAAGUUUCUACUGAUUCUAGUCCUAAAGAAUCUGGAAAAACAAAAGUAAAAAAUAUGCCAAAAGCAAUAACUUCUCCAGGAACAACUUCUACAUCAUUACCAAGAAGAAGAAGUAGAACUACAUCUUUCAGUAAAAAACUCAAACUAGAUGAUAAUUCACCUGGAAAAGAUUCAACAACUUCCAUUCAAGACAACCCCAAAAUAUUAAAUGCACCUGUUUUUUAUCCAUCUCAAGAAGAUUUUCUUGAUCCUUUGGAAUAUAUUAAGAAAAUUCAGCCAGAAGCAGAAAAAUUUGGAAUAUGUAAAAUAGUACCGCCAGCUCAAUUUAAGAUUGGUGGUAUUGAACUGGAUUUAUCAAAAUUUUAUCACACUGUGCAACAUUUUGGUGGAUUGCAGCAAGUUAUUGAAAAAAAGAAAUGGCAGAGAGUUGCAGAUGCAAUGCACAUACCAAAAGCUGCUCAAGAUCGUGUUACAAAAUUAUAUGAUGCAUAUUGCAAAUAUUUAGUACCAUAUGAUACUCUCUCAGAAGAUGAUAAAAAAAGAUUAGAAGAAGAAGUUAUGGUUAGUUAUGAUAAGUGGGCACAGCAGAGAUUACGAAAUAGAGAAACUGGAAAUAAGGAUGAUGAUGACGAUGAAGAAGAAAUAAAUAAUGAUUGUGUUACUAAGGUUAGUGAUUCUAAACAAUAUUUAAUAAAUCAAAUUAUUAUACCAAUUUUUGUAGAUAAUCAUUAUGUUACCUGUAAAGGAGUAAACAAUUUGAUAUCAAGCGUAGGCCAUGCAAUGAGACAGCAUAUCUUCAUUGUUUUUCAGCAAGAAUUUUGGAAAAUUGUAACAGAACGAGCUCGACAUUUAGUGGUCCAUGCUGGAAAUAUAGAUAGUAGUGUUUAUGGAAGUGGAUUUCCAUGCAAUAAAAAUAGUUUAUUUUCUAAGCAUCCUUGGAAUUUAAAGGUUCUAACAAACAAUCCAGGUUCCAUUCUUCGUUGCAUGGGCCCAGUUUCUGGUGUUACUAUUCCUACAUUACAUGUAGGAAUGUUAUUUACAACAGGCUGUUGGUAUCGAGAUCCUCAUUCAUUGCCAUGGAUUGAGUAUUUGCACACAGGUGCCAGUAAAAUUUGGUACAGUACACCAGAAGCUUGUUGCAAUAAAUUUAGGGAAGCAAUGAAAAAAAUAAUGCCAGAUUGUUGUACUAGCAAUCCAAUUUGGCUUCCUUCUGACACUGCUAUGGUACCUCCUGAUAUGCUUGUUGAACAUGGUGCAACACUAAGUAGAACAGUUCAGGAUAGUGGACAAUUUAUUGUUAUUUUUCCAGGAGCUUUUACAUCAACUAUUUGUUGUGGUUAUACUGUAUCAGAAUCUGUUUAUUUUGCUCCUCCUUAUUGGCUAGAUAUGGCCCAGAAUGCUUUUAGAGAUAUCAGAAAUAGCUGUGAACCACCAGCAUUUUCUUUAGAAAGAUUGUUUUUCUGUAUUGCAAAUGACAAUAGAACACAAGUAGAAACAUUACAAAAGAUGUUACCAAUGAUUGAAGAAAUAAGAGAUGAAGAAUUACAAUUAAGAAAGCAGUUGUAUGAUUUGGGAUUGAAAACAUCAGAACGUUUGCCACUCUUAGAGGUCAAAGACAAAAAGAAACGUUCUCGGGGAUCAGAUGAAGAUAACGAGCAAGAAUGUGAAGUCUGUCGUAGCCACUGUUAUGUAUCAAUGGUUGUGAAUUCACAAGAAGAAGCAAUUUAUUGCUUACAUCAUGCUUGUGAACAUAUACAAAAGAAAAAGAAUCUCAAAUAUUGUAAAUUAAUGUAUACUUAUGAUCAAUCUGAACUAAAUGAACUUAUCCAGAAAAUAACUGACCAAAUUCAAUCACAAAAGAAUUGCAUUCGCAAGAAGUCUCCUAAAAAGAAACCAUCAUCUCCAUAAUACUAAACUGUCAAAUAAAUGCCAUCACCCAGACAACCAAAGUGGAAAUAUCAAUGUUGAUGUCUUGAGAAUUUUUGUUGCAUUGAGCCUAAGGCAUGUAUGGUAGUGUGAUAUAAUUCUUAUUAAUUUUAUUUUUAUCAUUAAUGAUGGCCAUUUUCUUGUGAACAUAAUAAAGUUGGUCAGUAUUUGCCACCAUCUUAUGGCAGCAUUAUAAAAAUUUUUAUAGUGAAAACUGUAAAAAUAAUAAAUGUUAAAUAUUAUUGUUAUCUUAACAAAUAUAGUAAAAAUAAAAUACAAAAAUUUAAUACACCUAUAAGAAAAAUUUCCUCAAAAUAACUAAGAAAUUUUUAAAUGUUUUUAUUAGGAGAAAUGUAAAUUUCUUUUUGUAUAAAAAUAAUUUUAUAUGAAUAUUUUAAAUUUAUAAUUUUGACUUUGGUGUUAUCUUAAACUGCAGAAUGAACAAAAUGGUAAUUUAAAUGCAAAAUAUCGUUUAAUACUUACCGAAUGGUAGUUUUAGUAAAACGAUUGUUUGUAAACCAAAAAUUCCAAAGAUGUGGUGCCAAGGCAAAAAAACCAUUAAUGAAAUUUGGUCAAAUCAUUUUUUUGUUCUUUUUGUUACUCAGGGAUAAGGUUUACCUGUAAAAUAUUUUUUAUUUAUUCACUGCCAUUUAAAAACUUCUCUUCUUUAAAGCUAUCCAAUACUCAGUCUUAUUGUAUGAAAAUUUUUGUGUGUAUUGUUUAUAAGGGAUUAUAUUGGAGCUUUUUAUUGAAAAAGUAAAAACACCAUUUCUGUGUAUUCCAUAAUAUGUACUUAUCUUAUUCUUUUUUGAUAUGCAUAUAGUACAGUAUGUCUUUUUGAUAAAGUUAACUGUAACAUGAUUUGAUAUGCAUUGCUACUGUGAUUUUGUAUCUAAAAUUUAGAAAAUAUGUCAUCAUAUUUUAUAGAAUUUUGUAAUUUAUAGAUAUCUUAAAUGCUUACCUUUUACAAUGCAAAUCAAUUCCAGUCCAUAAAUAAAGCUUAUGUUAAUGUAAGCCUUGCAUUUUUUUAAUAGAUGCCAAUGUUUUACAUAAAACGACUUAUUAGUAUUAAACAUAAUCACAAAUAUUGUUAUGCCAUAUAAUUUAAUUGAAAUGCACUCAAAUACAAAUACCACAUUUUGCGGUUGGUCGAUUAACAGUCGACGCUUCGAUGUUAUUGUUUUGUCGGUAAUGUAUAUUUUGGUAGUAUUUAAUUGUUUGUAUAUUGAUUUUAUUAUUAAAUUGAUAAGGUGUAUUAUUAUUUAGGUUUAUUGUGUUUAAUAAAUGUGUGCGCAUCAUUUGCCAUAGCAUAUUUACUGCAAACAUAUCAUAUAAAUUUUUUUAAUUUGUUUCAAAUUGAAAUUGUCAAAACAUAAAAUAAAAUUUGAAAUAAAAAGA
This is a messenger RNA of Centruroides sculpturatus (bark scorpion), 7377 nucleotides long. RefSeq lists its product as uncharacterized. Gene Ontology annotation, molecular function: DNA binding; histone demethylase activity. Gene Ontology annotation, cellular component: nucleus. The transcript has 19 exons. Lineage: Eukaryota; Metazoa; Arthropoda; Arachnida; Scorpiones; Buthidae. The coding region runs from base 400 to 5961 and encodes 1853 amino acids. The record is from RefSeq and is a predicted model, not a curated record. Gene Ontology annotation, biological process: chromatin remodeling.